AUGGCGGACCUAAAUCUCGUAGCCGUCCUGGAAUUCCUCAGGGCAAAAUUCCCUGACGCAUUUAAGGCGCUUACCGCCGAAACCGAAGUUCGCGCAGGCCCAUCCAAGACCGACCCCAUCAGCGAUGCGUCAUUAUCAUCGGGUAGUGACCUUGAAGAAAUGGAGCUAGACUCCCCGCUAUCCCCCGAGAACCCGGAAGACACAGGAGGCCUGUUUACGGAAGUCCGUAACAAGAAAAAACGCAAGAAGCGCUCCUCCCCCGCCCCCUCGUCAGAAUCAUCAUCCUCGUCCCCCGUCCCUCCGAAGGCGCCGCGCCCUCACUCCCCGCUCGAAUCCGGAUCGGCCCAUUCAGUUUUGAUUCCAGCCCUUAUGGCAAUGCCCGUCGCGCCCCCCAAAACUGCUCCCAUAAAGCAGUCGGCUGUCCAUUCGGCUCCCCCCGUAGCCCGUGCGCUGACGGACAAAAAACCGCCACCCAUUUACAUCCAAGCCCCGGACAAAUGGCCGAUGAUUCAAUCGGCCUUGUCCAACAAAUUUAAAGUCGUAGCCGCAGCUACAGCCCAAGGCAUUCGGAUGCAACUGGAGACCGCCGAGGCCUUCAGGUUCGUAACCCGGUUCCUACAGGAAAAGGAGGUGUACUACCACACGUACACACUCGCAGAAGAGCGCAUCCUUAGAGUGGUGAUCAAACGCAUCCCUAAGGAAAUCCCCAUUGAAGACGUAGUCCAGUCCCUUAAAGACCAGAAAUAUCCGGUCAUAAGUGUCUUCCGGAUGACCAAUAGGCGAACAAAAUCGCCUAUUGACUUAGUGCAGGUUCAUUUAGAGCUGUCGCCUGAAGGGAAGGCCAUUUUUGACGUAAAGUCAAUCUGUGGCCUCAGCGGGCUCAUAGUAGAGCCGCCACGCAAAAAUGGCCUCCCCGGUCAGUGCCACAAAUGCCAGUUGUACGGGCACUCGGCCCGCAACUGCUUCGCUCGUCCUAGGUGUGUUAAGUGCCUAGGAGAUCACGGUACGUCGGAGUGCUCUAGGCCGAAAGAUAAAUCACUUUUAGAGGCUUUCGGAAAGCCCGCCUGCGUUCUUUGCCGCGGUGAUCAUACCGCUAACUACCACGGGUGCCCAAAAGCACCUAAGCGUAGCCCGAACCAACCCCAGCGAUCGGUACGUCGGCCCCCUGCGGUACUCUCAGCCAACGAAUUCCCACCUCUCCAACCCUCGUGGAAAACGAAUGCUCGAACCCCCGCAUGGGGCAGUAAUAUUCCCACGGCUAGCGUACCCGCGAGUACCACGCCCAUUCCUAAACCGGCACCGGUCAAGCCGGCGGCAAUGCCUACGCCACCUAAAACGACAGGGAAUCCUUUUGAAUCCCUCAACCGUCUUACGAGCCUCAAUAUGGAGGAAGUUCUAACAUUCACCGACGAAUACGAAAAAGCGUCAGGAAAUAUAGGAACCCGACUGUACUUAAUUAAAAAGUACAAGCACAUCGUAUGUGCCCUCGAACACAACUAG
Papilio xuthus (Asian swallowtail) is the source of this 1500-nucleotide messenger RNA. RefSeq names its product nucleic-acid-binding protein from mobile element jockey-like. The record is from RefSeq and is a predicted model, not a curated record. NCBI's taxonomy places the organism in Eukaryota, Metazoa, Arthropoda, Insecta, Lepidoptera, Papilionidae. The coding region runs from base 1 to 1500 and encodes 499 amino acids. The transcript has a single exon.